This is a messenger RNA of Pediculus humanus corporis (human body louse), 798 nucleotides long. RefSeq lists its product as uncharacterized. The record is from RefSeq and is a predicted model, not a curated record. Bases 1 to 798 code for a protein of 265 amino acids. The transcript is spliced from 4 exons. Lineage: Eukaryota; Metazoa; Arthropoda; Insecta; Psocodea; Pediculidae.
AUGCAUCAUGCUUUUGUAUUAAGUAUUUUUUCCUCAACGUUUUUAGUAUUAACCAUAUUAUCGGAAACAACAGGAGAUCCAGGAUCACAGACACUUAGUCAUUUACAACAGGAUGAUAUGCCAUCAUCAUCAUCGUCAAUCCAAGGAAGUACUCAGCAACAAUCCGCCAUGAUUCCAAACGACGUGGAAGAAGAAAAACAAUUUUGGAAAAACGGUUGGACUAAAAAAGGAUGGAAAGAUUUACAAAGCGGUGGAUGGGGUAAAAGAGGGUGGAAAGAUAUGCAAAGUAUGGGUUGGGGUAAAAGAUCUUGGGGAGAUUUACGUAACGGUUGGGGUAAAAGAACAUGGCCUUUAGCACAGGAUUCAUGGAGUAAAAGAGCCUGGAACGAUUUAAAAGGAGGUUCUUGGGGUAAAAGAGACUGGAAUCAAUUUAGAGGCGGUUGGGGUAAAAGAAAUGAUAACAGAUAUUAUUACAAUGACGAACAAUUAUCAUCCGAUAUAUACGACGAUUUAGAUAAUAAUAAUAAUAAUUUUGAUGAUGAUGAUGACGUUAUGGAUGAUGAUGAUUACAUCAACAACAACGAUGAUACUACUAAAAGAGCCUGGAAUAAUUUAAAAGGACAAUGGGGUAAAAGAGAUUGGAAUAAUUUUAGGGGUUCUUGGGGUAAAAGAGAUCCGGCUUGGCAUAAUUUAAAAGGUUUAUGGGGUAAAAGAUCCGUUGAUAGUAAAUGGGCAAAACUUCAAGGAGGUUGGGGUAAAAGGUCAACAGGAGGAGGUAAUAUUAUUAUUAUCAUUUGA